AUGCCGAACAUCAAAGUGUUUAGCGGUAGCUCCCACCCGGACCUGGCCCAGAAAAUCGUCGAUCGUUUGGGCAUCGAUUUAGGGAAAGUUGUAACCAAGAAGUUCAGCAACAUGGAGACAUGCGUGGAAAUAGGUGAAUCUGUACGUGGUGAGGAUGUUUAUAUUGUGCAGAGUGGAAGCGGUGAAAUUAACGACAAUCUGAUGGAGUUGCUUAUUAUGAUUAAUGCGUGUAAGAUUGCGUCGGCGUCUCGAGUGACAGCGGUCAUCCCGUGCUUCCCUUAUGCCCGUCAAGACAAGAAAGACAAGAGUAGAGCACCAAUCACUGCUAAACUCGUAGCAAACAUUCUGUCGGUCUCUGGCGCCGAUCACAUUAUAACAAUGGAUCUCCAUGCGUCCCAAAUCCAAGGAUUUUUCGACAUUCCUGUAGAUAACCUCUUCGCUGAACCAGCAGUGUUAAAAUGGAUUAAAGAAAAUAUUCCUGACUGGAAAACUAGUAUUGUGGUGUCGCCUGAUGCAGGAGGAGCCAAGAGAGUUACAUCAAUUGCUGAUCGUCUUAAUGUUGAGUUUGCUUUGAUCCAUAAAGAGCGGAAAAAGGCCAAUGAAGUUGCAUCAAUGGUACUUGUUGGUGAUGUCAAAGACCGUACAGCUAUCCUUGUUGAUGACAUGGCAGAUACCUGCGGUACGAUCUGUCAUGCUGCUGAAAAACUGAUAGAAGCUGGUGCAAUAAAAGUUUAUGCAAUACUCACACACGGUAUCUUCUCAGGUCCUGCAAUCUCAAGGAUUAAUAAUGCUUGCUUAGAGGCUGUCGUUGUUACAAACACAAUACCACAAGAGAGGCACAUGCAGGAGUGCCCGAAAAUUCAGUGUAUUGAUGUUUCAAUGAUGGUAGCAGAAGCCGUGCGGCGCACACACAAUGGAGAAUCUGUUUCCUACUUAUUUUCUAAUGUUCCAUAUUAG
Molecule: messenger RNA, 957 nt
Organism: Arctia plantaginis
Lineage: Eukaryota; Metazoa; Arthropoda; Insecta; Lepidoptera; Erebidae
Source: the annotation of a GenBank genome assembly